Molecule: messenger RNA, 1986 nt
Organism: Hypoxylon fragiforme
Lineage: Eukaryota; Fungi; Ascomycota; Sordariomycetes; Xylariales; Hypoxylaceae
Product: alpha-ketoacid dehydrogenase kinase
Exons: 2
Coding region: 277-1704 (475 amino acids)
Biological process (GO): protein phosphorylation; regulation of glucose metabolic process
Cellular component (GO): mitochondrion
Molecular function (GO): pyruvate dehydrogenase (acetyl-transferring) kinase activity
Source: RefSeq, a predicted model, not a curated record
CAAAUCAAUUGACUAAAGUGAAAGAUAACUACACUGAUACAGUGCUUAUCAAUUUAAUUACAUUGGUAUUUUUCUGCACUGAUGUGACGUCGUUGUAAUAUCCGGGGGUCAUUCUUGGCUCGUGACUCCUUCACAAUAUCCAAAAAUAUUAUAUUCUUUUCUUUGUAACUUUUUUUUUAAUUCUUCCCUUGCCCUUUAUGACUCUUACGACUCCAACUUACCCCAUCACCACCCAACUUCCUCUUCGUCUUCCCGUAAACACCACACAAUGCCGCCAUGAGUAGUAGGAUAUUUAGGCCGUUGCGGUGUUUCCACACACCCAAUGCCUCGAUCAUAUCAAGGCGCAACGUCCUCAGACCAUUAGCUUGUUACUAUUCUUCACAUGCUGCAGACACCACUCCAGUAUCUUCUGACCAAAAAUGGUCCCAUCCUCCCAGUACUGCGACAGUAACGGACGACGAGAUUGCCGACCUCACCAACAAGCACCAACACCCGCUAAGUCUCGCUGAUCUGGUCAAACACGGCCGUCCUCCCCUAUCGGCCGAAGCCCUCUACUCUUCAGCCAACUUCACGCUAUCUCUCUUGCCAAUUCGGCUGGCGCACCGCAUUCAGGCAUUACGAAACUUGCCUUACAUCGUGGUCUCUAAUCCCAACAUCAGCAAGAUCUACCAGAACUACCUGCAUUCGCUGUCGACCUUGCUUCCCUGGAGGCACCGUACUAUUGCGAAUCUCGAUGCUGGGAUACGCUUUACUUCGGUUCUUGCCGAGCUUGUCCAAACACACCAAGACACCAUUCCUAUCCUAGCAAAAGGCUUCCUCGAAUGCCGCCGCUACAUAUCUCCUCGCGAGGUUACCCGCUUCCUCGACACUCACCUGCGGACUCGUAUCGGUACCCGUCUCAUAGCCGAGCAGCACAUUGCUCUUCACUAUAGCAGUCUGCCACACUUUGACCCUUCCGCUUCACCCACCCCCUGCCCCGAGCAUCCCUCUUAUAUCGGUGUUAUCGACACAGCCCUGUCCCCGUCGGCUGUUGUCGACUCGUGCGCAGGCUUUGUUGCCGAUAUCUGCGAGCUAAAGUAUGGUGUCCGCCCACACUGGGUUAUCGACGGCGAGCCCGACACGACCUUUGCGUUCGUCCCUAUGCACCUAGAGUAUAUUGUGACGGAGCUUCUUAAGAAUGCCUUCCGCGCAACUGUCGAAAGCGGCCGUAGCCGCGAGCCCGUCGUCAUUACCAUCGCCCCCGAACCUCCCGACACGGCGGGUCCCGCCAGCGUGACUCUUGAUCGCCCCACCGCAGACAAGGGCGCCUUUAAGAUUGACGCCAUCAAACCCCUUGACGACAACGCUCCUGGUGUCACUAUCCGCAUCCGCGAUCGCGGCGGCGGCAUUGCUCCGGAGGUCCUGCCCAACAUCUGGAGCUACAGCUUCACUACGUUCAGUGAAGAUGAAGCCGACGAAAUUCCCACUGGGGGCGGUCAUACCAGCGCCGGGGACAUGGCCAAUGAUGCGCUAGGAAUUAUAUCAGGGGCCAGCAGCGGUGGGAGCUCCAUCGCGGGCUUGGGCUAUGGAUUGCCGCUAAGCCGAGCCUACGCCGAGUACUUCGGUGGUGGUAUUGCCCUGCAAAGUCUCUACGGCUGGGGAACCGACGUAUAUCUACGGCUCAAGGGCGUAGGAAAGAUUGACGAUGCGAUAGCUCGAUCAUAGUGGUGCCGAUGAAGAUCAUCUUAUGUCAGAUGUUACUAUCACGCACAUGUAUGUAGGUACCUAGUACCUAUGUAUGCCUAGUAUGGGACUGAGUAUGUGCAUCUGGGUAAUUUAAAUUUCAGUAAGCCCAUAAGAUCAUACAUUAGUAUGUAAUUUGCAAAUAUGGAUGUAUCUACUUAGCACCUACCUACGUGCCUGUCUUGGUAAGGAGAAUAUAUCUAUGUAUCUAGGUACCUAGACCUUGAAGAGAAACAAAAUACAUCAUAGCAGUUGAGCGAUUAU